AUGAAUGGAGUCGGUCUUGAACAUAAUCAUCUGUUCGGCUUUGGCAUUUUAGACGCCGCUGAAAUGGUAAUGCUUGCGAUGGUCUGGAAAACAGCACCACCCCGUUAUCAUUGCACCGGUGGUACCAUCGAUACGACUUACAUCUCAGCAUCAGAAAUGAGCAGGGACGCGGCUUCUAUCAAGGAUUGGUCCACGCACGUCGUCACAUUCAAGAGCUUUUGUAUCAGCUUCCAAGAGUGAAAAGAAUAUCUUGAG
Molecule: messenger RNA, 255 nt
Organism: Cylicocyclus nassatus
Lineage: Eukaryota; Metazoa; Nematoda; Chromadorea; Rhabditida; Strongylidae
Source: the annotation of a GenBank genome assembly